This is a messenger RNA of Magallana angulata, 1158 nucleotides long. Its product is annotated as eggshell protein 1-like. The record is from RefSeq and is a predicted model, not a curated record. Lineage: Eukaryota; Metazoa; Mollusca; Bivalvia; Ostreida; Ostreidae. The coding region runs from base 1 to 1158 and encodes 385 amino acids. The transcript has a single exon.
AUGAUCCAGUUGAUUUGUUGUCUGGUCCUUUUUUCUGUGGCCUUUGGCUACGGUGGCUACGAAAGAAACAGUCAGUAUGGAAACGAACUGUAUGACAAUGUUCUUGGAAAGGAUCUGUAUGGGGGAUUGAACGGAAAAGGUCUGAUUGAAAUAAGAACAAAUGUAAAGAAUGGUCUCUAUGGUGGACACUAUGGAAGCGAAGUAUAUGGCGAUAUUCUUGGAAAAGAUCUGUAUGGAAGAUUGAACGGAAAAGGUCUGAUUGAAAGAAGACUAGAUGGAAAGAAUGGUCUUUAUGGUGGAUCCUAUGGAAGCGAAGUGUAUGGAGAUAUUCUUGGAAAGGAUCUGUAUGGGGGAUUGAACGGAAAAGGUCUUAUGGAAAUAAGAACAAAUGGAAAGAAUGGUCUCUAUGGUGGACGCUAUGGAAGCGAAGUAUAUGGCGAUAUUCUUGGAAAGGAUCUGUAUGGGGGAAUGAACGGAAAAGGUCUGAUUGAAAGAAGACUAGAUGGAAAGAAUGGUCUUUAUGGUGGAUCCUAUGGAAGCGAGGUAUAUGGCGAUAUUCUUGGAAAGGAUCUGUAUGGGGGAUUAAACGGAAAAGGUCUGAUUGAAAUAAGAACCAAUGGAAAGAAUGGUCUCUAUGGUGGAUACUAUGGAAGCGAAGUGUAUGGAGAUAUUCAUGGAAAGGAUCUGUAUGGGGGAUUGCACGGAAAAGGUCUGAUUGAAAUAAGAACAAAUGGAAAGAAUGGUCUCUAUGGUGGACGCCAUGGAAGCGAAGUAUAUGGCGAUAUUCUUGGAAAAGAUCUGUAUGGGAGAUUGAACGGAAAAGGUCUGAUUGAAAGAAGACUAGAUGGAAAGAAUGGUCUCUAUGGUGGAUCCUAUGGAAGCGAAGUAUAUGGGGAUAUUCUUGGAAAGGAUCUGUAUGGGGGAUUGAACGGAAAAGGUCUGAUUGAAAUAAGAACAAAUGGAAAGAAUGGUCUCUAUGGUGGACACUAUGGAAGCGAAGUGUAUGGUAAUGUUCUUGGAAAGGAUGUGUAUGGGGGAUUGCACGGACGUGUGAAUGAAAAAAAAGUGCAGAGAAACAGAGUGUACGGCAGACUACAAGGAAGAGGCAUUGUCCCUAGCAAGAUACGCAAGGUAAAUGGAGCUAAGUAUAAAACAUAA